AACCACAUUACCCUAGCAACCUUACAGCAUUACAAAAUAUCAGCACUUGAAUAAAUCAAAGAUGGACUCUUUGUUCUCUGAAAGCAAGUCCAACAUGUCUGAUGCUCGCCUCACAGUUUCAUUAGACAUUAUGUAGUUAUUUUUUUGCUCCUGCGUUCCAUCACUUGUUUAUAUCUUUGUUUCAAACUCCUGUAAAAGCAACAGUUGUUUAUUUCUUUCGUUCCGCCUCUAGCGGGUCCAAAGUAGUACAGCAGUGGUUCAGCCAUUGGAAGUAGGCGGGGAAAGGCGAGUGAUGCUGCCACACAGAGCCCCUUCCCCUCCCUCUCGCGCGCGCUCCAGCUCCGUGGCCCGACUCUGUGCUCUGCUCCGGAGUGAAGGAUCCCGCUUUGUUGAGAAGGUGUUCCAAAACACGCGGGCGAAUCCGAACGCGAACACGCACACCGGCCCGUGGAACGCGGCUUCAUCAAAAUAUGUGCACUGUCUCUUUAAGAUCCCUUCUCUGGUCCGCUUCGUAUUGAUCAAUCCACCAUUUUCCAGCGCACAGCACUGAGCGGCGGCGGCAGAGAGAGAAAGCCCUACCUGGAGACGCCAGGCAGGACCGGGGGCAGAGUCAUGGCAGCCAACAUGUACCGGGUCGGAGAUUAUGUUUAUUUCGAAAACUCCUCCAGUAACCCACUGCUGAUCAGGCGAAUAGAGGAACUCAACAAGACGGCGAAUGGGAACGUGGAGGCCAAAGUGGUGUGUUUCUACCGCCGCAGAGACAUUUCCGCAACACUCAUCGCCCUCGCUGACAAACAUGCACGAGAGAUGGAAGAGGAGAUGGAGAACCCUGAGAUGGUGGAUCUCCCAGAGAAGCAGAAGCAUCAGCUGAGACACAGAGAACUCUUUCUCUCCAGACAGUUGGAAUCUCUGCCCGCGACACACAUCAGGGGGAAAUGCUGUGUUACUCUUCUGAAUGAGACGGAAGCCCUCAAAUCCUAUUUAGACAGAGAGGAUGCCUUUUUCUACUCGCUGGUGUACGACCCACAGCAAAAGACUCUGCUGGCUGAUAAGGGAGAGAUCAGAGUGGGAAACAAGUACCAGGCUGACAUCACUGACCUCCUCAAAGAGGGAGAGGAGGAUGAUCGGGAGCUGGAGAAACUGGAGGAGAAGGUGUGGGAUCCCAGCAACCCCCUCACCGAGAAACAGAUCGACCAGUUCCUCGUCGUGGCUCGGUCUGUGGGCACGUUUGCGCGGGCUCUAGACUGCAGCAGUUCAGUUCGGCAGCCCAGUCUGCACAUGAGCGCUGCAGCAGCCUCCAGAGAUAUCACACUGUUUCACGCCAUGGACACGUUGCAUAAGAACGGCUACGAUAUGACGCGGGCCAUCGCAGCGCUGGUACCUCAGGGCGGACCUGUGCUCUGCCGGGACGAAAUGGAGGAAUGGAGUGCAUCCGAAGCUAACCUAUUUGAAGAAGCGCUGGAGAAAUACGGCAAAGACUUCACUGAUAUUCAGCAGGACUUUCUUCCGUGGAAGUCUCUGACCAGCAUCAUUGAAUAUUACUACAUGUGGAAGACCACAGACAGAUACGUUCAGCAGAAACGAUUAAAAGCAGCUGAAGCGGAGAGCAAGUUAAAGCAGGUUUACAUCCCAAAUUACAACAAGCCCAAUCCUAACCAGCUGAGUGUGAACAGUGUUAAGCCUGGGCUGGUGAAUGGAGCGGGGGCUCUUCCGGGAGCUCCAGGACAGCCGGUCGGAUUGGGGCGAGCUUGCGAGAGCUGCUACAGUGAGUCCACCAGCUCGUAUCAGUGGUACUCGUGGGGUCCUCCCAACAUGCAGUGCCGACUCUGUGCCUCCUGCUGGACCUACUGGAAAAAGUACGGAGGUCUGAAGAUGCCAACCAGACUAGAUGGAGAGCGGCCCGGACCCAACCGCAACAACAUGAGUCCUCACGGUUUGCCCGUGAGACACAGCGGAAGCCCCAAGUUUGCCGUUAAGACCAGGCAGGCUUUCUACCUGCACACGUCUCAGAUGACGAAAGCCGCUCGACGCGUCUGCCAGGACCUGCUGAGAUCCAAAUACUUGGCCAGACACCCGUACACACCUGUCAACACCAUCGCUAUCAAAGCUGAGUGUGCUGUGCGGUUGCCAGAUAUGUCCAAAAAACCUGCAUCUCUAAAGCAGACAGUAAGGAAGCCUUUAGAGUCUGUGGUUAGAUAUCUCGAGGCGCACCCUCUCCCGCCCAAAGCAGACCCUCCACGAGGAGUCACCAUUUCCACAGGCAGCCUGACGCCCAUUAAAUCCACACCCAUCCUCAACAACGGCUCGCCGACCAUCCUGGGCAAGCGCAACUACGAGCAGCACAACGGCUUGGAUGGGUCCAAACCCAAAGUCCUGGCUCCUCAGUGGGAGAUAAUGGCCAAGAGGAUGUCUGAAGCUGGCCGGACUCCCUCUGUCCUGCAGGAUGAGGUUCACGAACUAGACUGACCUCUGCUUUGACAUUUGACUGCUAUACUCCAACCAGAUGAGCAGCUCUCAGUGACGGAUGGACCUAAGAAAACAUCUGCGGUCAGAAUGCCCUGUCUGAGAGGCCCAUUUUCUUUUUUUUUUUUGUUUUUUUUUUUUUUACAGCUGAAGCCAUUGUAAAGACUGCAACGCCCUGACGUCUCCAUGGGUUUUCAACAGCCUGUGGACAUUCACAGGACUGACCUGAUUGUACAGGACUGAUUAUUACUACUACUAUUAUUAUUAUUAUUAUAAUUAUUAUUAUUGUUUACCAUCGGCUGUUACUUCUGUCAUUGUAAUUAUUAUUAUAAUUAUUACAAUUAUUAUUACUGCUCUCUUUUUUUAUCAAGUAUAACCAUUUUCUUUAUAAUGACUUGAGAAAAUGUAUGAAUCUUGAACGUUUCUUGAAAUGGCUUGCGCCCAUAGUGUAUAGGUGGGACAAGCUGCUGUUAUUAUUAUUAUUAUUAUGAUUUUUUUUGUCUCUUGCGUUGUUUUGUAACAUGUCAGCUCUGUGCCGACGUGAAGGACUUUAUGACUUCAGUGUCUCGCCGUUUGGAUGCUUGUAUUCGCCGGUUCUGUUGGCCCCGUCCUGCCUCAGCGGUUUAAAUUAUUCAGAAAGACAACAGAACGUUCUUUUUCUACCUUUUUCACAAGUAUUGCGACUGCUUCUAUAUGUAAUUUCUCUUUUGUGAAUAUGUAAAUGAAAACAGGAGGGGAGGCGUUAUUGUACAGUGGUGCAUUUUGGGCCUUCGGCGGAUAUCAAAGCUUGUUGUAAUGGAUUUGCCAUGCACAGCGCAUUCUUUGAAAUGUCUUUUUUUGUAAGGAAACCUCCCAACGCUCUCUCUUGCAUAUACGGAGGGGCGGCGGGAACUCUGAAAAGGUACUACUCCAUUAAUACAAUGAUGCACCUUCUCAAGAAUGAGCCUGGA
Messenger RNA from Danio rerio (zebrafish), 3413 nucleotides. The record is from RefSeq and is a predicted model, not a curated record. NCBI's taxonomy places the organism in Eukaryota, Metazoa, Chordata, Actinopteri, Cypriniformes, Danionidae.